Oncorhynchus keta (chum salmon) is the source of this 2413-nucleotide messenger RNA. RefSeq names its product T-complex protein 1 subunit gamma-like. The record is from RefSeq and is a predicted model, not a curated record. The transcript is spliced from 14 exons. Lineage: Eukaryota; Metazoa; Chordata; Actinopteri; Salmoniformes; Salmonidae. Gene Ontology annotation, biological process: protein folding. Gene Ontology annotation, cellular component: chaperonin-containing T-complex. Gene Ontology annotation, molecular function: ATP hydrolysis activity; ATP binding; ATP-dependent protein folding chaperone. The coding region runs from base 65 to 1753 and encodes 562 amino acids.
CCACUGUACAUCAUUUUUUCCUCGAAGUUUAUUGGUUAAGAUACUGGGAGUAAUCAGCCCCCCGAUGUCGAGAGUUUUACUCUCCGGCAGCCCAGAAGGUUCCAGACGGUUGUCCCACACGCUGUCAAAAAUGAUGGGCCAACAGGUUCUCGUGCUGAGCCAGAAUAUGAAGAGGGAGUCUGGACGGAAGGUUCAGACAGGAAAUAUCAGUGCAGCCAAGACGAUCGCAGACGUCAUCAGAACAUGCCUGGGACCAAGGGCCAUGAUGAAGAUGCUGUUGGACCCCAUGGGUGGGAUCGUGAUGACCAACGAUGGUAACGCUAUCCUGAGAGAGAUCCAGGUCCAGCACCCGGCUGCCAAGUCCAUGAUUGAGAUAAGUCGCACUCAGGACGAGGAGGUGGGAGACGGCACCACCUCUGUCAUCAUCCUGGCGGGUGAGAUGCUGUCCGUGUCAGAGCAGUUCCUGGAGCAGCAAAUGCACCCAACAGUUGUCAUCAGCGCCUACAGACAAGCUCUGGAUGAUAUGCUCAACCUUCUCAAAGAAAUCAGCACCCCAGUGGACGUUAGCGACAGGAAGAUGAUGCUGAAGAUCAUCCACUCUGCCAUCAACACCAAGGCCCUGAGCCGCUGGUCUGACAUGGCCUGCAGCAUCUCACUGGACGCCGUCAAAACUGUGGAGAUGGAGGAGAACGGACGCAAGGAGAUCGACAUCAAGAAGUACGCCAAAGUAGAAAAGGUUCCCGGUGGGAUCAUCGAGGACUCAUGCGUGCUGAGAGGUGUGAUGGUUAACAAGGACGUGACUCACCCGCGCAUGCGCAGAAUGAUCAAGGAUCCCCGCAUUAUCCUGUUGGACUGCUCCCUGGAGUACAAGAAGGGAGAAAGCCAGACUGAUAUUGAGAUCACUCGUGAGGAGGACUUUGCCCGCAUCCUGCAGAUGGAGGAGGAGUACAUCCAGCAGAUCUGUGAAGACAUCAUCCGCCUCAAGCCUGACCUCAUCUUCACAGAGAAGGGCAUCUCAGACUUGGCUCAGCACUACCUGAUGAAGGCUAACAUCACGGCUAUUCGCCGUGUCAGAAAGACAGACAACAACAGGAUCGCCAGAGCGUGUGGCGCACGUAUUGCCAGCCGUACGGAUGAGCUGCGCGAGGAGGACGUGGGCCUGGGGGCGGGCCUGUUUGAGAUCAAGAAGAUUGGAGACGAGUACUUCACUUUCGUCACAGAGUGCAAAGACCCCAAAGCCUGCACCAUCCUGCUGAGAGGAGCCAGCAAGGAAAUCCUGGCGGAGGUGGAGCGUAAUCUGCAGGAUGCCAUGCAGGUGACCCGCAACGUUCUGCUGGAGCCCAGCCUGCUGCCUGGCGGCGGCGCCACCGAGAUGGCAGUGUCCCAGCGGCUGAUGGAGCGAUCCAAGGCCAUCACUGGCGUAGAGCAAUGGCCCUAUCGCGCCCUUGCCCAGGCCCUGGAAGUCAUCCCCCGCACCCUCAUCCAGAACUGUGGCGCCUCCACCAUCCGUGUGCUCACCGCCCUCAGGGCCAAGCACACCCAGGAGGACAGUGUAUCGUGGGGGGUGAAUGGAGAGACUGGCACCCUGGCUGACAUGACCGUCCUGGGCAUCUGGGAACCGCUGGCCGUCAAGGCUCAGACCUACAAGACCGCAGUAGAGACGGCCAUCUUGUUGCUGCGCAUCGACGACAUUGUCUCCGGACACAAGAAGAAGGGAGACGAGCAGACAGGAGGAGGACAGGGUGCUGAGUAGAGGAGAAGAAGACAAGGAUCAGGAAGAGGGUAAUGGAGGAAUAGGCAAUCUGAGCUGUGACAACACUGUUCUAUAAACCACUAACUUAGAUAUGACAUUUGGUAUGGACACUAAGCAGACUGGGAUAGUGUUGUUGCAUGCAUUACAUAUGAAUGCACUAGAUUGGGUAUUAAGGCACCCUAGUUGGCUUUGGUCAGUGUGUGUUUGCGCAGUAUUUAUGGCAGUAAGUAAGAUGACUGAAUAUGUUCUCCUGGGACCAAGGUUUACCUCAGCUAGUCACUGUAGGUAUUUCUCUGUAUGUUAAAACUCCUUUGUGUGACUUUAGUUGAAGAACAGUUGCCAAUGGAUGGUGACCAAAUCAAGUUACCUAUAAGUCAUUUGAAUGAACUACUAAAAAAAAUAGACAUUGUAAAUGAUUUAGAGCCUGCAAUGUCCACUUCUUUUAAAUUAUAUAUUAUAUGGAUUGGAUCAUAACACAUUACUGCAUUUCAAUGAAUGAGAAUGCUUUCUCUCUCCAAAAUAAUUGUUGGGGUUAUUAAAUUGGAUUGGUGACUAUGGUUCUGAAUCCUGUUACUCCACCAUAACUUUUUUCCUCCAUUACCCCUUUGCCUGGUGCUGUUGCCUGUGAUUGUAUCAACCUCAAUAAAAUUGGAAACAUGA